Molecule: messenger RNA, 700 nt
Organism: Pundamilia nyererei
Lineage: Eukaryota; Metazoa; Chordata; Actinopteri; Cichliformes; Cichlidae
Product: cytidine deaminase
Exons: 4
Coding region: 58-555 (165 amino acids)
Cellular component (GO): cytosol
Molecular function (GO): cytidine deaminase activity; zinc ion binding
Source: RefSeq, a predicted model, not a curated record
CUACAACAGGCUCACACACCAACUUUAAAAGAAAUCUUAGAAAAUACAACCGUAAUCAUGGCAGGAACCCAGUCCAACAGUGAGGUGAUGCAUAUUGAGGAUCGUGACAUUAAACAUGUUUCCAAAGAGACAGUUGCAAAACUGAUUCAGCUCUCCCACGAGGCGAAGGAGCAAACCUACUGUCCUUACAGCAAAUUCAGAGUCGGGGCUGCGCUGCUCACCCUUGACAACAGUGUGCAUACAGGUUGUAAUGUGGAGAAUGCCUGUUACAAUCUGGGAAUGUGUGCUGAGAGGAACGUUAUUGCAAAGGCAGUGUCAGAAGGGCACCGACGUUUCAAGGCCAUUGCAAUUGCCAGUGACAUGAGUGACCAGUUCAUUUCCCCAUGUGGAGGCUGCAGGCAGUUCAUGAGAGAGUUUGGAUCAAACUGGGAUGUAUACUUGUCAAAGCCUGAUGGCUCGUAUAUGAAGAUGACUGUGGAAGAGCUUCUGCCAGUUUCCUUUGGCCCCAAAGACCUGACCAAGAAGAAAGUGUCUUACAUUCCUAAUAACAACUGAGCCAGUCUUCUAGUACGAAAACACACGAGUGUCCGUGACACGCAGCGUACUUCAAGCACAUGCUGAUCAUGCAUUGAUGUAAUGUAGCAGAAGUUAUAUUUAUGGUCAAUAUUUGUUCUUGUAUUAUUUGUCGAAAUGUAAACAA